CACAGUCAGAGAGUAAAAGAGAGGGUGAAAGUGCCACUGGGUGUAAUUGAUUGCCUCCCAAUCACAAUAACUUGUUAGUAAGAGUCAAUCGCGGUGGCGCUUUGAGUCUCGCCAUUUUCUCCAGUAGCCCGCUACAGCACCUCGGACUGCCGCGCGCUCUGGCAUGCGAAUCGUUUUCAAGAAAAUCUGGGAUUGGAAAAGUCUGCCUUUAAAACUGGACUUUAAAUCUUAUCAUACUCCAACGGAAACAGAAGCGAUGGUGUUUCCCGGGUUCCUGUGAUCUGACGGAUUUACGAGUUCCGUCUGUCUUUUUUUUAUUUUCUUUCUUUUUUUAAAAAGUUUAAAUUUAAUUUAUUCAAACAUUUUAACUGGUUCAAAUUGCAUAAACUAUUCAGUAACUCACACGACAACCAAGAAUGAGCUCCAAAGAAGACGUGAAGAUUUCGUCGGUAGAAGAACGAAGGCGAAGCGCACUGGAUCAUCUUCCUCCGCCUGCGAACUCCAACAAACCACUCACUCCAUUCAGUAUAGAGGAUAUUCUGAACAAGCCGUCCGUUAAGCGCAGUUAUACGAUUUGUGGAACAGCGCACCUGAUUUCAUCCACUGAAAAGCUUUCUCCGGCGGGUCUUACCUUGUCCAAUCGGGCGAUUCUCAGUCAGACUUCACCGCUUUGCGCCCUGGAAGAAUUAGCCAGCAAAACAUUUAAAGGUCUUGAAGUGAGUGUUCUGCAGGCGGCCGAAGGGAGGGACGGAAUCACACUAUUUGGCCAGCGGAACACUCCGAAAAAGCGAAGGAAGUCCAGGACAGCGUUCACCAAUCACCAGAUCUAUGAGCUGGAGAAAAGAUUUCUGUAUCAGAAGUAUUUGUCUCCCGCGGACCGAGAUCAAAUCGCCCAGCAACUGGGGCUGACGAACGCACAAGUUAUCACCUGGUUUCAGAACCGAAGAGCCAAACUCAAAAGGGACUUGGAGGAGAUGAAAGCGGACGUGGAGUCGGCCAAAUCGGUCGGUCCGGUGUCUUAUGAAAAAAUGGCCAAAUUGGCUGACCUCGAGAGAUGCGCCGCGGGAACUCUCGAAAAUUCCAGAGCAAUGUCCCCGGCGCUGUCUAACCACGAGCACGACAUUUCAAACCACCUACAAAUUUCCCCUUCCUCCCCCUUUACCGACCAAACAACGAGUAAAGAGUGUUCGGAAGAUGAAGACGUGGAAAUUGAUGUUGAUGACUGAUUGGAUAUUUCAUAGACGGAUAAAAAAGACAACACUAGCCGAAUCAUGAUUAUUACUUUUGCUGUUAUUAGUAUCAUUAUUGCACCAAAUAUAUUGUGACUUUUAUAUGAACAAAAACAUUUAAAGCAAGCAUGAAUGGUGAAUAACAGUAUAUAUGCAGCGAAAACUAUAUGACUAAUAUAAUCAUAUAUUUAUAUUUCCAAAACGGUACAUUUAAUUAAAAGCAAUAAUCUGGAUUCUUACAGAAAAGAAAUCAUACGACUGACAAAUCAGGAUUAUAAUCGAAUCGCGUUUGUUUUACACACACACACACACACUCUCUCUCUCUCUCUCUCUCUCUCUCUUUCUCUCACACACACACAUACACACACUCACACACAUACACACACACACACAGGCUAUGUACAUGCGUAUUUCAUUUUCUGUCGAGUUCUCCAGAUUUUCAACUUGCAUGUUAUAUGAGCACGGUGUAUUCCUUUUUUUUUUUAAAUUUAUUUUGGUUUAAAAUUGUUGCUUAUUUUGAAUCUCCGGAUACACAUUUUUAUAAAUCCACACAUAGCCUAUAUUUUAUGUGUGUGUGUGUGUUUGUGUGUGUGUGCGUGUGCGUGUGUAAGAAUGCAUACUGCCCAAAAAAGUAUUUACAAAACUGCAUGAUUUAAAAAAUUUUAAUGAGCUGAUCAUCAAAAAAUGUUAAAUACCAUGUCACACAAAACUCGGAAACAAAAACGACCUUUAAAAAAUGGCCGACUUUUCCACAGUAUUUGAUUCUUCUAUCUGAAUACAGUACAGUUACAUUUUAAUAUAUUUCCUAUGUUUUGUAUGCCUGUAAGUGCCUUUUAAAUCCAGGACACUAUUUAAAAGCAAUGUAUAAUGUCUAAUGUAUAUAACAUGGAAAUAAAAAUCGCAUUUCAACAGUAUUUCUUAUAUUUCAUAUAUUUAUAUAUUACCUUAGUAUUAGUAAUGGCAUAGCAGUUGGUCCUACUACAGACAGUACUUUGAGUGUUUCGUGGAAUGUGACAUUGUUGCAUUAAAA
Messenger RNA from Anguilla anguilla (European eel), 2259 nucleotides. RefSeq names its product ladybird homeobox 1a (gene lbx1a). The record is from RefSeq and is a predicted model, not a curated record. The transcript is spliced from 2 exons. Gene Ontology annotation, biological process: regulation of DNA-templated transcription. Gene Ontology annotation, molecular function: DNA binding; DNA-binding transcription factor activity, RNA polymerase II-specific. NCBI's taxonomy places the organism in Eukaryota, Metazoa, Chordata, Actinopteri, Anguilliformes, Anguillidae. Bases 417 to 1226 code for a protein of 269 amino acids.